CGAUGCCCGCCGUUUGUUGUUCCCCGAGUACACAUCUCCGUUCUCGCCUUCCGCUCCACUUCUCACCGUCCCGUCCCUCCCGUUCGUUCGUAGUUGUUUAGGCGUUGACAGGCUUCGCGCUCGACGUCAUCACGCGCGUGUACACGUCUAAGCUCGUAAAAAGCGAGAUUAUGAAAUAUUCUCGUUACUCUUUGAUCCCGCGGAAAUAAAUAGCAUAAGCUACAGUAUGGGUCUCCAACUGUGCGUGCGUAUGUGUGUUUGUGUGUUGGAGAAAUAAUAGUUGAUGCAACGCGAUGUUAAAUUUGUAACGUUUAAUCUUACAUAUGUAUGGAUCUUAAUCUCGGGCUGAUUGUCGCGAGGGCAUGAGGAACGAUCCGCGCCGCGGCGACUGCAUUGAGGGACUACCAGGCGCGAGCUAAACUUGAUCUCCCACCGCUAUGGAAAAUCAUCAAGGUUACCAUCAUCAGGCCAUCUCGACCCAUCAGUCUUUCUGGAAGAAGAAUACACGUGCUGUGCCAGGAAGGCCGAGCCUGAAGCAGGACGUUAGGCACAAGUUCAAUCCCACGUCCGGCAAUCCGGCCGGCGCCGCCGCCAACAGCAGCGGCAGCACAGGUGGCGGCGGGGGCUCAACGUCCUUUCAAGACUUUCAGGAGAGCGUGGACGACGCGUGGGACUCGGGCGACGAUGAGUUCUGCACGGUCUCGGAUGUGAGGAUAUCGAAGAGGGUCAGCCACUCGGCGGCCCUCAGCGUUAUCAACAGCCACAGAUCCGGCAAUAAGUGUACGCAGCCGUCCCAGACGAACGCCAAGAUGAUCCAGCAGAAGAUCAUCCCGGAGGAGAAGAAGGCGGAGGCCCUCCAGAGGCUGGCGGUGCAGCCGUUGCACCUGCGCAACGUGAAUCUCCACCCGCAGAUGAUCAACAGCCAGCACACCGGUGAGGAUGCGGAUUUGAAGCACGGCGCGUCGCCGCAGCACAAGCCGACGCAAUUCCCCGGUAGACCGCAGCCCCUGAGGCAGGCGAACGCUCCCAAUAAAUUUUUUAUACCGUCGAAGGAGCAGGAUGGCGAGAGCAAGGUGGACAAGUUUCAGUUGCUUUUGGAAGCGUCCGUGCUGAAUCUGGAUGAGCUGAGGCAGCUGUCGUGGUCGGGCGUGCCUGCCAAAUUGCGCUCCGUCACUUGGCGGUUAUUGUCUGAGUAUUUGCCGGCUAAUCUGGAGCGUAGGCAGCCCGCGUUGGAGCGCAAACGGCUGGACUACUGGAACUUGGUGAAGCAGUAUUACGACGUCGAGCGGGACGAGGGCUUUCAGGACACGUAUCGCCAGAUUCACAUCGACAUCCCUAGAAUGUCGCCGCUCAUCUCGCUGUUCCAGCAGACGACGGUGCAGCUGAUAUUCGAGAGAAUACUGUACAUUUGGGCGAUCAGGCAUCCGGCGUCUGGUUACGUUCAGGGUAUGAAUGACCUCGUGACACCCUUCUUCUUGGUCUUUCUGCAAGAGGCGGUGCCGAUACAGGCCUGGCAGGAUCUGGAGAAUUACGACGUGGCGUCGUUGUCGAAGGAGCAGCGCGACAUUAUCGAGGCGGACAGCUUUUGGUGCCUAUCUAAAUUCUUGGACGGUAUACAGGACAACUAUAUAUUUGCUCAGUUGGGGAUCCAGCAUAAAGUGAACCAAUUGAAGGAGCUGAUACAGAGGAUCGAUGCGCCGUUGCAUCAACAUUUGCAUCAGCAUGGAGUGGAUUACCUACAAUUCUCCUUCCGGUGGAUGAACAAUCUGCUAACCAGGGAAAUCCCGCUUCACUGCACCAUCCGACUGUGGGACACGUAUCUGGCGGAGUCCGACAGAUUCGCCUCGUUUCAGCUCUACGUAUGCGCGGCCUUUCUUCUCCGUUGGAGGCGACACUUGCUCUUGCAACCUGAUUUUCAAGGGCUGAUGUUAAUGCUACAAAACCUGCCCACGCAAAACUGGACGGACUCGGAGAUAGGCGUGCUGGUGGCCGAGGCGUACAAAUUGAAGUUCACGUUCGCCGACGCGCCGAAUCACCUGCAGGCCCACGACACGACGACCAGGUGACCACUUUCCGACGGAUUGGGUUGACGUUAUUACGAAUAGCGGCCAAGCCGCGCGAGGGCCGGGCGCUGUCCCGUGUUAUCGCCGGUUUAUCCUCUUCCGUCUCGCCGUCACUUAUGUACACUGUGACGUACAGUCUAUCACGGCCAUAUCGAAAGUUUCCGGGAAAAAAAAAAGAAGAAAACCACGCGGUCUCCUACGUUUCCGUUCCCGCGUCGCGACUAUUAAGUUUUCGCGAUUUACUUUAUGCGUUUAUAGUUUAUUCCUUUGUUACAUUGAAGGAUAUUUCACCAAGAGGACGUUUAGAUAUACUCGCCAUGUUCCGCUCUGGAAUAAAAUUGUUUAAGUGCGUUUUCAAGGCGCGGUAAAUGUAACGCGGAAUCAAUUGCCAUUUCCCCGGUUUGCAUUAAAUUUUUAUAUAUAUAAGUCUCACAGACAUUAUAUACAGAUAAUAUAUAUAGACAGGAAAGUUUUAUAUAUCGAUCCUGUGUUGUGCUUUUA
Wasmannia auropunctata (little fire ant) is the source of this 2564-nucleotide messenger RNA. It is a transcript of the gene Tbc1d22, whose product is annotated as TBC1 domain family member 22B. Lineage: Eukaryota; Metazoa; Arthropoda; Insecta; Hymenoptera; Formicidae. Gene Ontology annotation, molecular function: GTPase activator activity. Gene Ontology annotation, biological process: activation of GTPase activity. The transcript is spliced from 8 exons. The coding region runs from base 438 to 2066 and encodes 542 amino acids. The record is from RefSeq and is a predicted model, not a curated record.